Molecule: messenger RNA, 1541 nt
Organism: Brassica oleracea var. oleracea
Lineage: Eukaryota; Viridiplantae; Streptophyta; Magnoliopsida; Brassicales; Brassicaceae
Product: NAC domain-containing protein 21/22
Exons: 3
Coding region: 278-1312 (344 amino acids)
Biological process (GO): regulation of DNA-templated transcription
Molecular function (GO): DNA binding
Source: RefSeq, a predicted model, not a curated record
ACACUAUUUUUGUAAGAAACUCUAAGUUGUCAUCUACCAUCCUUAGCUACAUCCAUAUACUGUAUUAUAUUAUUAUAUACAGUAUACUAAUCCCCCUAACUAUAAAUAUAUACAUAAUUAACCUAUAUAUGUACCUAGACACACCCCUCUCCCUUUCCCUCUCCUUCCUCCUCUACUAAGAUUUUCUUGGGACCUUACAUGCUCUAUUGGUAGUAUUCGCAUAAGUUGAAGAUUUCUACAUUAAAAAUACAUAUUAAGCUAAAGAUUUAUUCAUAUAAUGGGUUUGAAAGAUAUCGGAUCCAGAUUGCCACCGGGGUUUCGGUUUCAUCCAAGCGAUGAAGAGUUGGUUUGUCACUAUCUUUGCAAAAAGAUAAGGGCCAAAUACGACCAAGGCGAUGUUGAGGAUGAUGACACUGAUGAAGCCUUGAAUGGUGCUACUGAUCUUGUGGAGAUUGACUUGCAUAUUUGUGAGCCGUGGCAGCUUCCUGAUGUGGCAAAGCUGAAUGCAAAAGAAUGGUAUUUCUUCAGUUUCCGCGAUAGAAAAUAUGCGACUGGAUAUCGUACAAAUAGAGCGACAAUAAGCGGAUACUGGAAAGCAACAGGGAAAGAUCGGACGGUGAUGGAUCCACGAACAAGCCAAUUGGUAGGGAUGAGGAAGACACUGGUCUUCUACAGAAACAGAGCACCAAAUGGGAUCAAAACUACUUGGAUCAUGCACGAGUUCCGUCUUGAGUGUCCUAACAUGCCACCUAAGGAAGACUGGGUUUUGUGCAGAGUGUUCAACAAAGGCAGAGACUCAACACUACGAGACAAUAACAAUGAACAUCAGACGCAAAGAUUUGAAGUUAAUGACGCUCCGGAUCUUAAUUACAAUAAUCAGUCGCAGCCUCUACUAUCAUCCCCUCCUUCCACCACCAUCGACCCUCCACACCAUCAUGAUCAGUGGGAGCAGCUAAUGAAGCAGCCUUCAAGGAGCACCGACCAUCCAUAUCAUCACAAUUGUCAACAUCAAACCGUAGCAUGUGGUUGGGAGCAGAUGAUGAUUGGUUCGAUGUCGUCAUCGUCAAGCCAUGGCCCUGAUCACGAGUCCUUGCUAAACUUGCUCUACGCCGACAACAACAACAGUGUCAACAUCACUGAUGAUAAUUAUGGACAUAACUAUGGGAAGAUAUUGCUGUCGUCAGACAUCACGAGUUUGGAUCAUGACAAGACGUGUAUGGCGUCAUCAUCCGAUGGUGGUAUGGUCUCUGAUCUUCACAUGGAAUGUCGUGGCUUGAGUUUCGAGACCGAGAAUCUCCUCCCUUUCCAGUGAAAACAUACUAUACGAAGGUUUUUACAUAUAUUCGCCGAUUUAUUGAUUCGUGAAAUAUGCAUAUAUAUUAUCUAUAGACUUGUCAAAUAUCUUAUAUGUAAGUUGUGUGGCUUUUGGGUAUAAGAUUUGUGAAACUAGCUAGGUUAUUUAGGAGGUUGUUAUAAAUAUAUAGUGUGCGUUUUUAGGUUAUUUCUUUUUUUUUUUAAUUAAUACGUGAACAUAUUUAUAC